UUUGCUGUUAACUAAAUUUCAACCUUCUCCACCAUUGUACAUAAAAUGCAAGUUUUCCCACUAUAUUAUUUGGAUGUUCCUAUUAGGGCUGCGUUUUUGUUGUUGUUGUUCUUCACCAAACUUUGACAGAAGAAGAAUAUUUCUAAAGUCAGAGGGAGAACAAAAACACAAGGGUAUUCUAUGAGAAACUAUGGCUACUGGAAGAAAAGAGGAGUUAAGGAAGUUCAAGAUAAAUUUCCUUUCCAGAAUAUCUUUCAGUCAUUGAAAACGCCUCUUCAUCUACUGCUGGAAGAAAGAUAUAGAUCUUUUGGGAAAUUAUACGGAGUGUACGAGGGCACAAAGCCAAUACUGGUGGUGGCUGAACCAGAGCUAAUAAAACUGAUAACUGUUAAAGAUUUCCAUGUAUUCUCCGAUCGACGAGUCUUGAAACUUGGAGAUUCUACUCUGGACAAAAUGCUGUCCGUUCAAAGCGGAGAAGAGUGGAAACAAACCAGGAGUAUCAUAUCACCAACCUUUAGCAGCGGUAAGAUGAAAAAGAUGGCGUUUCUAAUAAAGGAUACAAUCGAGAGUUUGAUACAGAAUCUUGAGGAAGCAGCAGACAAGAAGGAAGUUAUUGAUUGUAAAAAGUUUUUUGGGGCUUUCACUAUGGACACCAUAGCAACUUGUGCUUUUGGAACGCGGGUGGAUUCACAUAAAGAUCCGAACAAUCCUUUUGUGAAGAACGCUCGGGCACUCUUCAACACCAAUCUGAAACUAAAGCAAAUUUUUACAUUAAUUUGUCCCACUCUAGCCGGAAUCCUUGGAAUUCGAUUUAUCUCAAGCAAUAUUGUCAACUUCUUUCAAAGUAUCACAAAUCAACUUGUCGAACACAGGCAGAAAAAUAAAGAGAGAAGAAACGACUUCUUGCAACUUCUUUUGGAUGCACACCAUUCCGUUCAAGAAGAUGACGAACAAAGCCAAGAAACGAACUCAAUGGAUAGUGCGCAUGGGCAUGAAGAUGAGGGGAAGGCCCCUGCCUGGAAACCAACAAUGCGCAACGCUUGGACCCACGAAGACGUUGUGGCCAACAGUUUUCUGUUCUUCCUGGUCGGCUAUGACACAACAGCCAGUGCUUUAUCUUAUGCAGCGUACAGUUUAGCUCUGAACCCUGACUGCCAGGAGAAACUAAUUCAAGAGAUCGAUGGAGUAUGGAAAGAACAUGGUGGAAUUAACUACGAGCAAAUUGGCAAGAUGGUCUACCUGGACUGUGUUGUAUCAGAAACCUUGAGACUGUUCAGUAUAGCUCUGUUGAUGGAAAGGGUAGCUAACGAGGAUUACGAGUUGGGGGAUACGGGUAUUAAAAUAUCUAAAGGAACACUUAUUCAGAUUCCCGUCUACGCCAUCCACCACGAUCCUGAUUAUUAUCCACAACCAGAUGUGUUUGACCCAGAAAGAUUCCUCCCAGAAAAAAAGAAAGACCGACAUCCCUACUCUUACAUCCCGUUUGGAGCUGGGCCCAGAAACUGUGUGGGGAUGAGAUUUGCCCUGAUGGAAGCCAAACUUUGUCUCGCCCAAAUUUUGAGAACCUUCCGCUUCCGCGCAUGUGCAGAAACGAGGGAAAAGCUAGAUUUUUACAUCGGUCAAGGACUUUUGCAAGCUAAAAAGGUGCCUCUACAAGUGGAGAAACGAGCGGAUGUUUGAUCGUUGAGAGCAAUUAUAAAGCUGUUUCUGAAGUGUACUGAUAAUAAGAUCUUUUUAAGUUGUUUAUGUACGUGUGGUUAGAUAUAACCUGGUUUCUAUUACUCAGAAAUCUAUACAGUAUAAUUUCCUUAAUUCUUUGUGCAAAUACAAUGUUGUAAGUCAUUUACCUUUAAAAACAUAAAUUAUAUAUAAACAUGUAUGUAGUAAAGUUAUAACUUUACAAACCAACUUUCUGAAUUAUAUACAUCCUUUUAUUAAAAGAAA
Messenger RNA from Limulus polyphemus (Atlantic horseshoe crab), 1944 nucleotides. Its product is annotated as cytochrome P450 3A8-like. Gene Ontology annotation, molecular function: iron ion binding; heme binding; steroid hydroxylase activity. The coding region runs from base 181 to 1680 and encodes 499 amino acids. NCBI's taxonomy places the organism in Eukaryota, Metazoa, Arthropoda, Merostomata, Xiphosura, Limulidae. The record is from RefSeq and is a predicted model, not a curated record. The transcript is spliced from 14 exons.